AUGGCAUCUCCAGGCCAAAACCAACCCGGAGGGCCAUCAACAGCUCAACCGCUCACCCCACCAGCUGAACCAUCUUCAAACACCACCAACAACAAUGCCGCCAACACUGCAUCGCAACCUCCUGCGGGCACCUCCAACCCGAACAACACCACAACGGCAGCGAACGCAAUCUCGCAACCCACUCAGAUCCCAUCGACAUCGUUAACGGACAGUGGUAAAUCGCGUCGACCACGAGAUGUCCGCCUCAUUCACAUGCUCCUAGCCUCACUUGGCGUGACGGCGUACCAAGAACGGGUUCCUCUGCAGCUCCUCGACUUCGCGUAUCGGUACACAUCGAGUGUUCUUCAAGAUUCCGUACAUCUCGCUACAGAAGGGUACGCGGGCGCAGCGGGCGAAGCGAGCGGCACAUCGGGCAGUCGUGGAGGUGCGUCGGAGACAAAUAAUGUAUCGCUACCGGCGUUGCGGCUCAGUAUUGCAUCUCGGCUGCAUUAUCAGUUCCAGACGGGUCUGCCUAAGGAGUUUUUGAUGGAUGUUGCCACGGAGAGAAACCGGGUUGCCUUGCCAGGGGCUUCGAGAGGGUUUGAUAACGGGGCCAACGCCAGUCGGGCACAGGCCCACCAGAGUGCCAUGAUGGGUGGGAUGAGGUUGCCGCCGGAGCGGUUCUGCUUGACUGGUGUCGGCUGGAAUAUGAAAGAUGAAUGGGAUAGCGAUGGAGAGGAGGAAAUCGAGGAACCCACCCACGAGGACAAGACUGGGAUAACAUCUGGGGCGGGAGCUGAGGAAGGAGACGGAGGUGACGAUGAUGAUGGCGAUGGGAAGAUGGAGGAUAUAUUCGGGGAUGACACCGCUAUGGGUGAAGGAGAUGGCGAUGGCGAUGGGGAUAAGGACAUGACUGAUGUUUGA
Molecule: messenger RNA, 903 nt
Organism: Aspergillus wentii DTO 134E9
Lineage: Eukaryota; Fungi; Ascomycota; Eurotiomycetes; Eurotiales; Aspergillaceae
Product: putative transcription initiation factor TFIID, 31kD subunit
Exons: 1
Coding region: 1-903 (300 amino acids)
Biological process (GO): RNA polymerase II preinitiation complex assembly; DNA-templated transcription initiation
Cellular component (GO): SAGA complex; transcription factor TFIID complex
Molecular function (GO): RNA polymerase II general transcription initiation factor activity; transcription coactivator activity; protein heterodimerization activity
Source: RefSeq, a predicted model, not a curated record